This is a messenger RNA of Thunnus maccoyii (southern bluefin tuna), 17936 nucleotides long. It is a transcript of the gene mdn1, whose product is annotated as midasin AAA ATPase 1. Gene Ontology annotation, biological process: rRNA processing; ribosomal large subunit assembly. Lineage: Eukaryota; Metazoa; Chordata; Actinopteri; Scombriformes; Scombridae. Gene Ontology annotation, molecular function: ATP hydrolysis activity; ATP binding. The coding region runs from base 372 to 16967 and encodes 5531 amino acids. Gene Ontology annotation, cellular component: preribosome, large subunit precursor; nucleus. The record is from RefSeq and is a predicted model, not a curated record. The transcript has 102 exons.
UUAUUUCCGCUUGUGUUUUUGUGAUUAAUUUAUUUUAUUUUUUCUCUAAUACUCCCUGUACUGUUAUUUGUGUUGUAAUAUUACUGUGUUGUUAAUAAAGUUGAGGAGGAAGGAGGAGGACGAGGGGGGUUUACUCCAACCUGACCCGGAAGGAUUCGUGCUUCCCUCACAUGUGGACAGGAUUUUAACCUAACACAGUGACGGGAACGUGUUUGUGUGUUGUGAUACAACCUCAGACAGACAGACAGACAGACGCGUGAUGAUCCUGGCAGUCUGCUGUAAUAACAAUAAACCAGCAGAGCUGUUAACACACCGCGCCGAGCUGCUUGUGGCUGUAGAUCGCUGCUGCUGCAGAGGCGACACAUGAUACGAUGGAAAAUUUAGAGUUGAGCCUGUCAUCACUGGGCACCAUAUCCAGACAUGUUGACAAAAGUCACAACGAACUGAGCCAAUAUCUGUCGAAACAGAUAUGGAGCCAGCAGGACAGGCAGUGUAUCCUGGAGUGUUUGGCUCAGCUGCUGUUAGAGAAGGAUUAUACUUUGCUGAUUGCACGACACCUGCGUCCACUGGUCCUGGACCUGCUGGAGCGGAACGCAGAGAGGGUGAAAGCUGGCGGCAGGAUCAACCAUGACCUCCACGAGCGCCUGUGUGUGGCCCUCAGCAAACUGCUCGGCAUCAGCCCUGAUGCACAGGCGUUUGCUGCAAGGUACUUCAACGAUGCCCCGCCAGUGUUUCAGAGGCUCUUCUUCACCAGUGAAGAGUCAUCAGCUGUUCAUUAUGGCCCCAGGAGGAUGAAGCUGCGUGACCUCAUGGGUGCCACCCUCCGCUUCCUCCAGAGUGACUGUGCCAAGUUUCGAAUGCUCUGGGACUGGAGUCCCUGCGUGUCCCAGCUGCUCACCAGCGACGUCAUGGUUCGAGGGUACACUGCCCAUUGUUUAGCACUUGUGUCUCAUAUGACUGAUAAUCAGAAAACAAUCUUUCUGAGGAAGGUGCUGACAAGUGAUGAGAUCCUGCACAUGAAAAUUAAAGCUUUGGAAGAAACUCAGCAGCUGGAGGUAGAAAAAGCCCUGGUGUUAGCCAAUCAGGGCUCUGUGAUGUGGCGCCAAGAGAAGGCUAAUAAGUUUACCAGAGGCCAGGUGGUAUCAGAGGACCUGUCUCAGAAUGUUGUGGCAGUGUGCGGUGUUGUUCUACCCAGGAUCAUUCCUAGACAGACUGAACAGAUGAACCAAAAGGAUCUGGUGCUGGUCGACUCAACCUGCCGUAAUCUGAGAAGGCUGGCACUGGCUGUGGCUUCCCAGAAGCCUGUGCUCCUUGAGGGUCCUAUUGGAUGUGGUAAAACCGCCCUGGUGGAAUUUAUGGCUGCUGUCACUGGACAUACAAAAGCUACAGAGAUUCUCAAGGUCCAGUUGGGGGAUCAAACUGACAGUAAGAUGCUGCUGGGGAUGUACCGUUGUACUGACAUACCAGGAAAGUUUGUGUGGCAGCCAGGGACACUGACACAAGCUGUAUCUAAAGGCCAGUGGAUCCUGCUGGAAGACAUAGACCAUGCACCGCUAGAUGUGGUAUCUGUGCUACUGCCUUUGAUGGAGAAUAAAAAGUUGAUGAUUCCUGGACGGGAGGAUUGCAUUGAUGUUGCUCCUGGAUUUCAGUUCUUUGCAACAAGGAGGAUGUACUGCAGUGGUGGCAGUUGGCACAAACCACAGAACUCUCAUGCAGUGCUGCUGGACAAGUACUGGACCAAGCUGCAAAUGGGCAACAUGACAAGAGAAGAGCUGAAGAAGGUGCUCAUCAGCAGGUAUCCGAGGCUGACGGUGGUGACAGACCGUCUCCUGGAUAUCUACUGCCAACUGACUGGAGAGAGACACUCCGACACGGAUGCAAACAGCCUCCCGAGCCCUGAUGACAGCCAGCAGCACAAGUCUGAGGACAAAACCACAUCUCUGGAGGGCAGAGCGCUGUCACUGAGAGACUUACUGAAAUGGUGUGAGCGAAUCAGCGUCAACUUCGACGGCACCUCCUCAGCCACAGCACAACAUGUCUUCCAAGAGGCUCUUGACUGCUUCACGGCAAUGCUGUCUCAUCCCGAGAGUCGACUGCGAAUGGCUGAGAUCAUUGGAAGCAAGCUCAAUAUCUCCAAAGAGAAGGCCCAGCACUUCUGCCAGAUGUAUCAGCCUGGCAUCUCGCUGACCGAGCUGGAGGCCUCGGUGGGCAGAGUGACUCUGGGUCGAAAGCAGACGGAAGCGGUGCAGCUGAGUGUGGAUAACCAGACGUUUGCUGCCACACGACCUGCUGCUGUGCUGCUGGAACAGCUGGCGGUGUGUGUGGGCAAGGGGGAGCCUGUUCUCCUAGUGGGAGAGACGGGAACUGGAAAGACCUCCACUGUCCAACACCUGGCCAGAGUCACAGGUCACAGGUUACGAGUCGUGAACAUGAACCAGCAGAGCGACACUGCUGACCUGCUCGGAGGGUACAAGCCAGUAGACCACAAGCAGAUCCUGCUCCCCCUGCGGGAGGCCUUUGAGGACCUUUUCUCCCAGACGUACUCGAGGAAGCAGAACCUGACUUUCCUGGGUCAUGUGCAGACCUGCUUCAGGGGGAAACGCUGGCAGGAUCUGCUCAAACUCAUGGACCACGUCUGCAAGUCUGCGCUCACUCAGGAGCUGCAAGAGAAAUCAAAUGCUGCCUUGCUGCAGGAGCAGUGGGAGGCGCUGGCGGGAAAACUGAGUCAGACCCAGCAGCAGAUCCGAGCCUGUGAGACAGCCAUGGUCUUUGCUUUUGUAGAGGGAACAUUAGCCCAGGCAGUGAAGAAGGGCCACUGGAUCCUGCUGGAUGAGAUCAACCUGGCGGCAGCAGAGACUCUGGAGUGUCUGAGUGGACUGCUGGAGGGCAGCGCCGGGUCUCUGGUGCUGCUCGACCGUGGAGAUACUGAGCCCCUGAUCCGCCACCCAGACUUCCGGCUCUUUGCCUGCAUGAACCCAGCUACUGAUGUGGGGAAGAGGAACCUGCCUCUGGGCCUCAGGAACAGGUUUACUGAGCUGUAUGUGGAGGAGCUGGAGAAUGAGGGAGAUCUGCGUAUUCUGGUUUCAGACUACCUCAAAUGCUUGAAUCCACACAGGAACAUCAUCAGUGGCAUCAUAAGUUUUUACCUGGCAGUAAGGAAGGAGGCCAACUCCCACCUGGUGGAUGGAACAGGCCACAGACCACACUAUAGCCUGCGUACUCUGUGCAGGGCACUGAAGUACGUGGCAGCAAACCCCUGCAACAGUGUGCAGCGCUCGCUCUAUGAGGGUUUCUGCCUGAGCUUCUUGACUCAGCUGGACAGAAGCUCCCAUCCUCUGGUCCAGAAGCUGGUGUGUCAGCACAUCCUGAUAGGGAACACCAAGUGUCUCAAACACGCUAUCCCGGCGCCCUCGGGCCGGCUCUGUGUGGAGGUGGAAGGCUACUGGGUAUCCCAGGGAGAGAUGGAGCCAGCUCUGGACCCCAGCUAUAUCCUCACCGCCUCAGUCAAGCUCAACCUGCGCGACCUCGCCAGAGUGGUGUCUGCAGGGACUCACCCGGUGCUGAUCCAGGGAGAGACGUCUGUGGGGAAGACCAGCCUGAUCCACUGGCUGGCUGCAGCCACGGGGAACCAGUGUGUGAGAAUCAACAACCACGAGCACACUGAUAUCCAGGAGUACAUCGGCUGCUACUCAUCAGACGACAGGGGCAAGCUGAUGUUCAAAGAGGGCGUUCUGAUCGACGCCAUGAGAAAAGGCUACUGGAUCAUUCUGGAUGAGCUGAACCUCGCCCCCACGGACGUCCUGGAGGCUCUCAACAGACUGCUGGAUGACAACAGGGAGCUCUUCGUGGCCGAGACACAGGAAGUCAUCAAGGCUCACCCCAGAUUCAUGUUGUUUGCUACCCAGAAUCCCCCUGGUCUCUACGGUGGUAGAAAGGUGCUGUCCAGGGCUUUCAGGAACCGCUUUGUGGAGCUGCACUUUGAUGAGCUGCCCAGUGGAGAGCUGGAGACCAUCCUCCACCAGAGAUGCAGCCUGCCUCCAUCCUACUGCACCAAGCUGGUCAAGGUCAUGCAAGACCUUCAGUCCCUACGCAGGGGAUCUUCCGUGUUUGCGGGGAAACACGGCUUCAUCACCCUCAGAGAUCUUUUCCGCUGGGCAGACCGCUACAGGCUGGAGGAGCAGAUGGAGGCCUCUCAGGACUGGCUGCAGCAUUUGGCUGAUGACGGGUACAUGCUGUUGGCAGGACGUGUGAGGAAGCCGGAGGAAGAGACCACCAUCCUGUCCAUCCUGGAGAAACACUUCAAGAGGACGGUGAACCCUAAAAACCUGUUCUCUCAGAAACAGGUCACCAGCCAGUUCAGUCCCUUCAUCGACAGCAUCGCUGGAGUUCCAGAGGAGUUUCGCCAUGUGGUGUGGACACACGGCAUGAGGAGAUUAGCUGUGCUGGUAGGACGGGCGCUUCGAUUCGGCGAGUCUGUCCUGCUCGUAGGAGACACUGGAUGUGGAAAGACUACAAUCUGCCAGCUCUUUGCUGCUUUGGCUGGACAGAAAUUUUUCUCAGUCAACUGUCACCUCCACAUGGAGACGUCUGACUUCCUGGGAGGACUGCGACCCGUCAGACACACACAUCAGGCUGACGGGGAGGACUGCAGGCUGUUUCAGUGGCUUGAUGGUCCUCUGGUGCUGGCCAUGAAAGAGGGAGGAGUGUUCCUCAUGGAUGAGAUCUCCCUGGCAGACGACUCUGUGCUGGAGAGACUCAACAGUGUUCUAGAGACGGAGAAGUCCCUCGUCCUGGCAGAGAAGGGCAGCGGGGACAAUGACGAUGUGGAGCUGAUCAGUGCAGCUGCAGGUUUCCGUCUGGUAGCUACCAUGAACCCUGGAGGAGACUUUGGCAAAAAGGAGCUCUCUCCAGCCCUCAGGAACCGUUUCACAGAGAUCUGGUGUCCUCAGAGCAAUGGCCGCAGUGACCUGGUUCAGAUCAUCCAACACAACCUGCGCUCUGGCCUCUCAAUCGAUGGCGGCGAUAUCGCAGAGCUGAUGCUGGACUUCAUCGAGUGGUUGACCCAGCAGGACUUUGGCCGGCGCUGCAUCCUGAGUGUCAGAGACAUCCUGUCAUGGGUAAACUUCCUCAACGCUGUGUGUGAGCGGGACGAGGAUGGCUUCAUGACUAUGGGAGCCCUCGAAGAUGAAGAAGAAGCAGAGUGGGAUCUCAGACUGGACACUGUUACAGCCUUCAUCCACGCAGCAUGUCUGGUCUACAUAGACGGCAUCGGCUCAGGGACCACAGUGUCCUGUGCAGACAAUGCCUUCCUUGCUCGCCGGCUGAGCCUUGGUUUCCUGCAACAGCGGCUGAGCAAGAUGACCAAGCUGGAUCAGGAUAUGCUGGACGCCCUGAGAGUCUAUGACACCAGCCUGCCAAGGGAACCCCAGUGGGGUGAAGACUUCUUCGGCAUCGACCCCUUCUACAUCGCCUUAGGGCCUCAGACGGAGAGCCGUAACCUGUCAGAGUACGCCAUCGCAGCAGGCACUACCGCAGUGAACGCCCAGAGGCUUCUUCGAGCGCUAAAGCUGCAGAGGCCUGUGCUGCUGGAGGGCUCGCCUGGCGUGGGAAAGACCAGCCUGGUGGCAGCACUGGCAAAAGCUUCUGGGAACCACCUUGUCAGAAUCAACCUGUCUGAGCAAACGGAUGUUACUGACUUGUUUGGGACAGAUCUCCCGGUGGAGGGAGGGAAGGGAGGAGAGUUUGCAUGGCGCGACGGCCCCCUUUUGGCUGCUUUGAAGGCAGGCCACUGGGUUGUCCUGGAUGAGCUGAACCUGGCCUCUCAGUCGGUGUUGGAGGGUCUGAACGCCUGCUUUGAUCACCGAGCAGAGAUCUACAUUCCUGAACUGGGCAUGAGCUUCCAGGUUCAGCAUGAGAAGACCAAGAUCUUUGGCUGCCAGAACCCUUUCACUCAAGGAGGUGGACGUAAGGGACUGCCCAAGUCCUUCCUCAACAGAUUCACUCAGGUUUUUGUGGACCAGCUAACCAGCAAAGACAUGGAGUUCAUAGGAGACUCCAUUUUCCCCAACAUCGAUAAGGAAAUCAUUGCUAAAAUGGUGGAGUUCAGUAACAGGCUUGUCCAGGAGGUGUGUGUGGAGCGGCGGUGGGGUCAGAAAGGAAGCCCCUGGGAGUUCAACCUGCGCGACAUGUUCCGUUGGUGUCAGCUGAUGCAGGCUGACCAGUCGCCGGGAUUUUUCAACCCAGGCCAACAUGUAGCCGUGGUGUACGCUGACAGGAUGAGAACAGAGGCUGACAAGGCUCAGGUGCUGUCUGUGUUCAGGAAAGUGUUUGGGGAGGACUUUGAGCCGUACACAGGCUCCAGACAGUUCCAUACCACUCCUCUCAACCUGCAGGUGGGCUUCUCAGUCCUGCAGCGCAGCGGUGGAGCCCCUGUGGCCUUGGACCCCCCACUGUCCAUCACACACCAGGCCCUUCGGCCCCUGGAGUCCCUGAUGAAGUGUGUAGAGAUGGGCUGGAUGACCAUACUUGUGGGGCCUACGGCUAGUGGAAAGACGAGCCUGGUGAGACUGCUGGCUCUGCUGACAGGGCACCGCCUGAGGGUCAUGGCCAUGAACAGUGCCAUGGACACCACGGAGCUGCUGGGAGGCUUCGAACAGGUGGAUAUCAUGCGGCCAUGGCUGCAAGUGUUGGAAAGCGUGGACUACAUAGUUGCUAUGGUAAUAAGGCGUGGCCUGAUGUCGCUGGAUGUCGGCAUCCAGGACACAGAGUUCCUGCUGCAGACAUGGGGUCUGUUCUGCCACUGGCUGAAGGAGGAAGGGCUGCAAAGAUCCGGGGGAACGGUCAACUCUGAGGCACUGAACAAGCUGGAGGUCAUCAUCCUCCUCCUGCAGAAACUCAACACCAAGCUCAAAGUGUUCACAGACAUGUCCAAACUGCAGAUGGACUUCACGCUGCUGAAGGAGCGUCUGGCCCAGCUGGAGGACGGAUGGACCAACGGAGGCUUUGAGUGGUUGGAUGGUAUGCUGGUCCAGGCCCUGCAGGCUGGUGACUGGCUGCUCAUGGACAACGUCAACUUCUGCAGUGCGUCUGUCCUGGAUCGCCUCAAUGCUCUGCUGGAGCCUGGCGGAUCCCUCACCAUCAAUGAACGUGGCGUCAUAGAUGGGAAGACCCCGAAGAUCACCCCACAUCCUAACUUCAGGUUGUUCCUGACCAUGGACCCUGUGCACGGGGAGCUCUCCAGAGCCAUGAGGAACAGAGGGGUGGAGGUUUACAUCCCUGGGGAACAUGAGGGGGUCUGCUGGGACACACUGGACCUGAAGACCCUGCUUCAUACUGCGGGGGUGACUGGGGACUGUGUGUGUGAUCUGCUGAUUGAAAUACAUAAAAGCAUCAAAUCUGCCAUCUGGGAUUCCCCUGCUUCAUCAUUGGCCUCCCUCAUCCAUGCUGCCACCCUGCUAUCCUGUCAGCUGCAGAGAGGUGUAGAUUUGCCCAGCGCGCUGCAGCAUGCCUGUGGAGAAGCCUACUCCUUCAGCCAACGCACCACUGCCAGCCAAAAGCAAGCCCAGCAGGUGAUUGAGCAGCAUUUGGCCAUCCUGGACACGGAGGACUGGGGCAGUGGGCUGCUGUGUGCUGGGGUUUGGCCUGACGGCUUCCCCUCUGCCCUCCUCUCCACGGAGGAUUCCUGCUUCUCCGCUGUCCUCCGAGAUGGACAGGUCCUGUCAUUUUGCCUGAACACCCUCAGCCUACAGGGCAAACGGAAUCGUCCACUGAGUCUGAGUGACCUGCAGAGGGCGUUGCAGAGCAAUGGUGUCCAUGAAAGCCAGGUGUUCUCAGGAGGAGUGGUGGAUUUAGAGGAAGGAGAUGCUCUGCGUCUGAUUCCCACGGCAGUGAGACUGCUCACAGAGAGAGCCUCUCACGGAGACUGGAUCCUCCGCAGCAGCUGGCUCUCACACCUAGGAAAGAGCUACAAAUAUGCCCCUGAUCCAGCUCUGGUCCAGGUGGAGGCAGGAAACAGAGCUCUGAAGGCUGUGUUCAGUAGCAAACUCACUACUAAGGGCAAGUCCCUUACAGAGUUGCUGCAGCCACACAGCAUAGAUGAAUACAGGAUUCUGGUGGACAUGCGCUGGAACAAGCAGUACCUGGAUAUUUUAGCCAACAAGUGUAACUUUGAGGAUGAAGAAAGAUACAUGGAAUUUCUGGAGGCACUGAACGCAGUUGCCAACAGAAUUGUUCUGAUGAUGGACAGAGAGGAGAGGUCUGUCAUCUGCACCUGUGCUAUCAACCUGUCUGCUCAGAACUCUGCCCUGAGAAUAGCCACAGCCUUCAGCAAAGGGACUGUGGACAUUGGUCACCUGCCCCACCCAGUACUGAUGCACCUGCGGACCUUCUUUGACUUGUGGGACUCAUUCACCCUGCAGGCUGUGCAGGGCGGACAGCCCUACAUCUCAGACUACAUCAUGUUUGAGAUCCUGCAGCUGCUGCAGUGGCGUGAUCGUUUCUGGGAUGUUUGCAGCACGCUGCCGGCUGACUCUCAGGGCAUCUCUGUGCUAUCUCUGCACUGGCAGUGGGUACAGAAACACCUCAUCCUCCGACUGCCCCAACUGCUGCUGGGAGAUGCAGACGUCACAUUCGAAGGUCACCAGGAGCUGCAGGCGGUCUCAGCAGCCAUCCAGACUGUUCUGUCCACCCCGGUGUCUGUGGCCACAGCUCUGAAAGGCAUCCAGAAAACACUGGGGAAAGCUCUGCCGUUUAAGUUGGAGUCAGUGGCUGAGUGUGCAACUCGGCUCAGGCUCUUGAGUAAAGCCCUGGAUGUGAGCGAUCUGAGGCUGGACGGUACCACUGGUCCUUGGAAGCAGGAGCUGGUCCGUCUUCAGAGUGCUGGGCUCGGGCUGGACAUCAAGGAGAGUCUGCUAGAGGCCUGGGGCCUUGUUCUGCUGGCAAACAACCAGCUGGAUCCACAGAAGUCUGGAGUGAUGGAGAGGUUGGUGGCAAGUGUAGAGCAGCAGCAGCGCCAGAUGACCUCCAGUGGUCUCCUGGAGGCCUGCACCAUGUCUGAGGGGGAUGAACCAGGAGAUGGAAUCCACCUGGCCAGAGGGGAGCUGCAGCAGCUCAGCCGCAGGGCUCAGCUCUGGCCCCUGAUGGAACAACUGGCCAUACUCAACCAGCUGAGGCUCAGCACAGACCUGCUGCAGCUGGCUCUCUCUCCUGGCGACCAGGAGGCAGAGGACAGCUUACGUCGGGACCUCUCCAGACAUCUUCGCUACUGCCUCCAGUCCUCACCAAUGAACGUCAGUCAGCUCCAGCCACUCUGGUUCCUGCUCAGCAGUGACAGGCCGGCAGAGGAGCUGCAGUUUGUGUGGUGUGAGCUGCUGUCUGAGGCUCUGGCUGCUCUGUGGACCAGCAGUGUGACAUCAGACCCUGACCGCUGGCUGAAAUGGGACCCACUGAAUUCUGAGACCAAGCUGACUCCAAAGCUACACCACGGAGCAGAUAACAUGGGACCAGCCUUGUUGAGUAAAGCGGUGUGGUCACAUUGCAUGCUGGGAGUGCUGAGCAGCAGUGAGACUGAAGGUCGAUGGGAACCGUCAGGGGCUGCCCUCCUCUCCCUCUCUCAUGUCACCCUGGGGGAAUGGAAGGAGAGGAUCCAGCAGCUCCAGGAUGUGUCUGCAGUGUUGUGGGACAAUAUGGCCAUCCCUGCGCUGGCUGAGUUCAGGGGCACAGACUUCAGGCUGCAGGGCGCCGUCCUGCGUCGGCAGCUUCAGAGCAUGGCUGACCUGCUGCCUCCCAGCCUGCAGGAAGGCUACAUGGAGAGCUGCGAGAGCCUGGUGGAGGACCCCGACCCACUCAUAGCAGCCCAGGAGAUCCAGACAGUCUUCCGAGACUUCCUGCCUCCCAAUAUGCUCCCUGAUGGCCUAGUGGAGGCGUGCAUCACCUGCCUGCAGCAAUAUGUCCAAAGCAAGGUCCAAGGCAGCAACCCGCUGGCCCGAUCUGGAGUGUUCUGGGUCAACAUGGGUCUGCUGCAGAUCAAAGUGUGGACACCACAGACCAUCUUUGACCCAGCUGUGAAGAGGGCCUACAAACUCAACUACGCUCAGCAGGAGCUGGCUCUGCUGCAGGAGGAGUGGAGAGGACGGAGCCUGUCGUCUCAGCUGAUGACUGGAGCAGAGCUGGAGGAGAGCAGCACCACUGAUGGUUUCCAGCAUCCUCGAAUCAGGUACCUGUGGAUCCGUAUGCAGCAGGUGAAGGAGCAGAUAGCUGAGCUCUCCAGGAAGCAGGCCUGUCGCCCCCAUGAACCCCAGUAUGGGAGACUCUUCCAGGAGCUCCAGCACUACCUCUGCAGCAUCGGCCAGGCAUCAGCAGUGGAAGACCUGCUGUCCCACCUACUGAAAGCCCUGCAGGGCUCCUCCUCCAAAUCCAGGUCAGCAGUCCAGAGUCUGCUGAAGGAGGAGGCUGUGUGGCAGAACUCCCAGCAGCGCUUCUGCCAGAGGCUGCUGGAGGACUACCCACUGUACCCAGACGUGGUCGGGCCGGUGCGGACCGGCAUCCUCCAGCUCCGGCACGGUAUGAGGCUGGUAGCCUCCCAGGUGGCCGCCUCACUCACGCCUGUACCAGGACUUCCCAAGCUGGUGUCCUGCCUGCUCGCCUUACCCUCCCUGUCCCCCAGCCUGCCAUCCCACCUGGCCCAGGCGGACUUCCUCUGCUCCAGGUCUUGUAUGGACAUUCUGCGCAGCCUCAUGAAGCUGCUGCCACAGCAGGACCCCGAGCAUGUGGUCCCCCAGUCCUCCACACUGCUCCUCAACGCUCUGCUCUAUGUGCAGUGCCACACCCUGUCCACAGGAGAGUUCAGCAACGAGGCCCAGAGCCUCUUCAGACACAUCUGUCAGGCUCUGGUGAACGAGUGGGACGAGCAGGAGAGAAGGCGGAGAGAGCGAGAGCAGCUGGAGGCCAGUCUGUACCGCAACCGCAGUCGGCUGCACGGCUCAGGACUGACUGAGGACGAGCAGGAGGAGAGGGACUUCAGACGCCAGUUCCCUCAGUUCCACAAGGACUUUGCAGACAUCGUGUCUCAGCCGACCCUGGAGGGUCCAGCUGACGCAGGACUGGAGGAAGAGGAAGCUCAGGAGGAGUCCAGUGAGAGCGGCUUCCUGUCACCUGCUGCUAUGAACAUGGUGGUCCAGGUUCAUCAGCGCCUGUGUCUGGGAUACGCCCAAUCACUGUGGUACCAGAGCACAGCACCAGCCAAUCACAGCAAAGAGCACAUCAAAGCCCUGGUCUCCUCCUACCAGAUCGCUGCCCCCUUGAUGUCACGCUUCUAUCAUCUGAUUGACGCAGAACUGGACCAGCAGCUUACAGGCAGUGAACUGCUGGUCUCUGCCCUCCUCCAGAACACAGUUCAGGGUUCAGGGGGUCCUGAUGGCCUGGCCGUCACCUCAGAAGGACCUUAUGACUUCUACCAGCAGCCCAACAUGAGCGAGGCCCGCCUCUGUCUUCCUGUCCUGGAGCAGCUGAGUGUGGCUGUGAAGCAGAGACUGGAGGACUGGCCUGAGCACCCGGCUCUCGUACAGCUGACAGUGGUGAUGGAGAGGAUCAUGGCUUUCAGUCUGUCCAGCCCACUGGCCAAGUUCCUUAACGGCUUGGAGAUACUACUCAGUAAAGCACAGGACUGGGAGAAUAAUGCCAGCCGCUCAGUGUCUCUGCAGAAGGAACUGGAACCAGUUACCCAGCUGAUUAUCCAGUGGCGCAAACUGGAGCUCAGUUGUUGGUCAAGCAGUCUGGACAACGCAGUGAAGCGGCACACUGAGAAAUCAACCAAACACUGGUUCUCUAUCUACCAGCUGAUAGAGCGAUAUCUGGAGGAACAGAGGAUGGAUGCUAACACAGGUGAGGAGGUGGAGCGCCUCUCCCUGUCCUCAGUGUCCUCCACCCUCCAGGCCUUCAUGGAGGGCUCCACCCUGGGCGAGUUCCACACCCGCCUGGUCAUGCUGCUCAGCUUCCACUGCCACCUCCUGCUGGUCUCCAACCAGCCUGGACAAGAAUCAUUGUCCAGUCUUCUGUGGAACCUGCAUAAAUACUACAGUCAGUUCUCUGACUGCAUCCAGACCAAAAUCAGCCAGCUCAGACAGCCCAUCGAGAAGGAGCUCAAGGACUUUGUCAAGAUCUCAAAGUGGAACGAUGUUAGUUUCUGGUCCAUCAAGCAGUCAGUAGAGAAGACACAUCGGACUCUCUUCAAGUUUGUCAAGAAGUUUCAGGAGGCUCUGAAUGGUCCGAGUGUUCCUGCUCUGGUGGAACAGGGAAGCAGCGCCAGCUUGGACAGUGUGGACACCAACCCAGAGGAGACACCCGUCCAUCGGGUUCACCGUGCACUGAAGAGCACCCUGCCUGGAAAGGGCAGAGAUCUGCAGAAUGAGGAACCAGAGGAAGGAGUUGAGGCUGCAUCUCUUCAGGGACGUCUGCCUGUUCUGGUCAGGAAGAUGAAGAAGAUGUGCGUCCAGCUGCUGAAGAAAAACCCAGCACCUGAGCUAGCUGAAGACCUGGACUACUUCACUGGCGAGGUCAUCAGCAACCUGCGGGACCUGCAGAGCCUCAACAUCGACAUGUCAGCGGAUAAAGAGAAGCAGAAAGCUGAGGUCAAGCAUAUCCUGCAGCAGAAGCAGAGAGCUCUGUCUGACCUGUUCAAGAUGCUCGCAGAAAUAGGUCUGUCGUACCGUAAAGGCCUAACAUGGAACAGGACAGCUGACCCAGAGAAAACCCUCUGUAUGCAGCCGCUGGAGAUGAGCACGGCUCUGUCUGCUGUCAGGAACCAGGAGCAGGCUGAGAGCAUGUUGUUUACAGAGUUGUUGACAGCAUGGGAUGGAUGUCAGAAGUACUUCUACCGUUCAUGGGCCAGAAGAACAGCCAUGCUGACUGCUCUCCAGCACGCUGCCAAGGAGCUGGGUCUGGGGAACAUAGAGCGCUGCAGAGGUUUCUCCUCUCACCUGUUCAAGCUGCUCCUCAGACAGAGACAACGACUGGCCAAGCUCACUGAACAGUGGGUCCAUCUCAGGAGGCAAACGAGCAGCGUCCAGGAUGUCAGGACCCACCUCCAAAGCCACAGCGAGGACGCAGGCUGCACGCUCCCGCCACAGGCCUCUCUCCAGGGAUGGGUGAGCAGAGGGCAGUCUCUGGCUUCUCAGUGCAGCACCCUCCUGCAGCAGCUGUCCUGGCUGCUGCAGUGCUGCCCCGAAGACCCCCAGCAGAAGGAGGAGGCAAGCAGCUGCAGGCAGCACACCCUGAGGUGCCCGUCUCCACUGGCGGCACAGCGGCAACCUCCCGGCUGUCUGAUGCGGAGGGGAGAUGCCGCCUGGUGCCACUUAAACCAGCGUGUGACUGUAAUGUUGAAGCAGACCCAGAACCUGAAGACAGAGCUGGACAACAUGGCACAGCAGACCUCAGACAGAGUACUGCACACAUGGAACUAUUUUGUCACGUGCUGUUCAGCCUUCGACCAGCUGGCGUCUGUGGUGGCUCAGAUGCCCAGCAUAGAGCAGCACUUCACCCCUGCUGUGUGUGUCAGCAUCACAGACAGCCAGCCGGCCAUCACACAGAGCCUGCAGUAUGUCAGAGGACAGGUGGAGGCUAACAUCACCGAGUUCACCACCUGGAAGACACAGCUGCUCUCCCUGGGACACCAACACUCAGAUGACCAGCCUGCCUUCUGCUCUGAGUUCUCUGCUGAACUGGAGACAAACAUCAACACGGUGCUGUGUGCUGUCCAGACGCUGGUGAAGAGAAGGGAGAGAGAAGAGCAGAGAGAGCAGCAAGGAGACGUCAAGAGAGAGAGUGCUGAAGAGGUGGAGGAGGAUGAAGAGCCGGUGGAAGACCUGCUGAAGCCCGGUCACCUGACUCGUCUGCUGGAGGAGGAGCUGACAGCUGAGGUGGAGGCUCUGUGUGUGGGAGAUGUGAGCGCCGGGCUGGAGAAGCUGCUGAGCCGCCUGAGGACACACAGAGACUCCUGUCAGCCACCGCAGCUGCAGGAGGUGAACAAGGCGUGCAGGAUGCUGGUGCGUCUGGAACCCUUGCUGGGGAUUUACUCUGACCUGGUGCGUUACUACCUGGCUGUGUCACUGGGAGCCCACAGGAGCACUGGGAAACUGCUGUCUGUACUGGGCAGCAUCUUCACCGAACUCGCUCAGAAGGGUUUCUGCCUGCCUCAGGAGCUAAUGGCCGGUGGAGACGGUGAAGGCGCUACAGAGUUUCACGACUACGAGGGCGGUGGUAUAGGAGAGGGCGACGGCACCAAAGACGUCAGUGACAAGAUCGAGAAUGAAGAUCAGGUGGAGGACACCUUCCAGGAGGGCCAGGAAAAGGAAGAACAGCAGGAUAAAGGGAAUAUCAAGGCAGAAGACAACGCUAUCGAGAUGUCAGAGGACUUUGAUGGCCAAAUGCAUGACGGGGAUGAGAAUGAAGGAGGUGAAGAUGAGGAGUCUGACAAAGAGGAACAGGAGGAGCUGGACAAAAAGAUGGGUGACCUGGGCGAAGGACAGACAGACACUCUGGAUGAGAGAAUGUGGGGGGACGAUGAGGAUGAUGAGGAUGAGGAAGGAAGUGAUAAGGAGGAAGAGUCUGGCCAGGGCAUGGACCAGGGUGAAUCUGAGUUGGUUGCUAAAGACGACAACUUGGAUGCUGCAGACCCCAACAAAGACAAGAAAAACCAGGACAAAGAUGAACAGAUGGAUGCAGAGGAGAAAGAGAAAAUCAACGAACAGGGAGAUGAGAGGGAGUUUGAUGAGAAUGAAGUGGACCCCUACCACGGUCAGCAGGACAAGAGGCCUGAGCCUGAAGCCAUGGAUCUACCAGAGGAUCUCAACCUGGACAAGGAUGAUGAGGCUGGAGACGAUGGAGAGGGCGAGGGUGACGAGGAGAAUCCAUUCGACAUCGAUGAGAAGGCCAUGGCUCCGGAUGAGAAGGAGGAUGGACAGAAAGAUGGAGAGGAGGGAGAAGGAGCAGAGGAGAUGGAGGAGGAACAGUCUGACCAAGCAACAGAGGAGAACGGUCAGCAGCCCAAGACUGAGGAGGAAGAGGAGGGAGGAGGAGAGAAAGCAGAGGGAGACGAGGAGUCUGCUGAGAAAGAUCAAGUAGAGGAGGAGGAGGAGGAGAAGGAGGAGAGAGGAGAGGAGGCAGGAAGAGACGAGGAUCUGACUGUUCCAAACGACAAAGGAAACAAACCAAAGGAUGAGGAGGAUGAAGGUGCGGAUGAGGAUGAGGAACAGCCGGAGUCAGCUGAGAGGAAGGAGCACAACACAGACGGUCAGACUGGAGAGCAGAAUGUUCAGAGUGAUACAGCUGUGGAACUGGCAGGAGAGGCCUCCGAGAGAGACCAAGCUAAAGAGGAGCAUGGGAGCGGAGCAGCUGAUGCCAGCCAAUCAGAGGGCCACCAAUCAAAGCUGACAGCAAGAAUGGCUUCACAGAAACAGACUCAGAGCAAGACUCAGAGCUUUAAGAGAAAACCUGGUCAAGCAGACAACGAGCGGUCGACGGGUGACUACAAUGAACGCAUCAACAAGCGUCUGCGUACGGUGGAGAACUCUAAAGAUCGGACUGAGGAUGGCAGGCAGAGUGACGCCCAGCAGGAGUCAGACCUGUACGAGCACAUCAAACAGGGAGAGACGUCCUACGACACUCAGACAUACGAUGUUGCCAGUGCAGACCAGCAGAAAGCAGCAGGGCCUCAGCAGGACCAGGAUGAAGAUCAGAAUGAUGAGGAUGUCGCCAUGGAAACAGAGGACCAAGAAGAGGACCUUCAGGCUGCUGAGGUCCAGGAGCUGAAGCCUGAACAGCUGGACUCUACCAAGACCUCCCAGAAAGGUAUAGACAGUGGAGAGAUGGAGGUGCAGAUGCAGGGAGAGGAGGAGGAAGAGGACAGGUUGAAGGACCACCAACAUCCCAGAGAUGAAGAGCGAGCAGAGAGGAGCACAGAAUCCACUAUUCACACUGUUCCUGAGCUGCUGUUGGACGCCAUGCAGAAAGCAGAGAGGGACCCAGAGGAGAUCAGGAGGGAGAUGGAGCUGCAGUUGGAAGCUUGGCACAAACUGGCUCCAGGAGCUCAGGAGGAGGAGAGUGCAGCAGCCUCCAUGUGGCACCAGUAUCAGACUCUGACCUCAGCUCUGUCCCAGCAGCUGUGUGAGCAGCUCCGCCUCAUCCUGGAGCCCACGCAGGCCGCCAAACUCAAAGGCGAUUACCGCACAGGGAAGCGUCUCAACAUGAGAAAGGUGAUCCCCUACAUCGCCAGCCAGUUCCGUAAAGACAAGAUCUGGCUGAGGAGGACCAAACCCAGCAAGAGAGAGUACCAGAUCUGUCUGGCUGUGGACGACUCCUCCAGCAUGGUGGACAACCACUCUAAACAGCUGGCGUUUGAAUCCCUGUCGGUGAUCAUCAACGCUCUCACCCUGCUGGAGGUGGGACAGGUGUCUGUGUGCAGUUUUGGCGAGGAGGUGCAGCUGCUUCAUCCCUUCCAGCAGCAGUUCAACGAUGAGUCUGGAGCUCGGAUACUCCGACUCUGUCAGUUCCAGCAGAAGAAAACCAGAAUAGCACAGUUUUUGGAGACCUCAACUAAAAUGUUUCUGGCAGCUCGACAGCAGAUUCCAGGAUCUACAAAUUCAGAGACGGCCCAGCUGCUGGUCAUCGUGUCUGAUGGCAGGGGGUUGUUCCUGGAGGGGAAGGAGCGGGUGAUGGCAGCAGUGCGGGCAGCACGCAGCGCCAACGUCUUCGUCAUCUUCGUGGUACUUGACAACCCCAACUCACGGGACUCCAUCCUGGACAUCAAGGUGCCCAUAUUCAAAGGGCCGGGAGAACUGCCAGAGAUCCGCUCCUACAUGGAGGAGUUCCCCUUCCCCUUCUACGUCAUCCUGCGAGACGUCAACGCCCUGCCAGAGACGCUGAGCGACGCACUCAGGCAGUGGUUUGAACUCGUCACGGCAGCCGACCAGUAGACCAAUGAGAAGCCAUCUUUUUCAGGAAGGGAGAAGUGGGCAGCAACCAACUGCACAAUGCCACUCUGCUGCUAGCGUCUCAGAAGGACUCAAAAAAGAAAAGACGGUUUUGCCGCUGUACAUGUGCCUUUAUUUUCUUAUUUUUACUGUCAUUUUAGUGGACUGUAGAAUUUGAUAGCAACCUUUGCUGUUUUGUCUUUGUUAUCAGGGGAAUUCUGUUUCUUUUGUAAUGUAACCAGGAUUGCUUUAACUUGCACGUCUGAGAUGAAAUGAUAGAAACAAAAAUGUGAUUCCCUCGUGUGUGAACCACCUCAGUGAAGUCAGUAAAUACCUCUGUCCCUGUGUACUAUACCCCUGAUUCACAUUUGUGUGGAUGUUUUAGUCAGUGUUACCAUCACUUAUCUUCAUUGUGAACACACGCCGAUGAUGUACAGAGCUGUGGGAUUGUGUUUUGUGUAAAAGAACUUCCUAACGUCAUUACAGUAGCAUGUCGGUAUGGUCAUGACUGACACUCGGAGGAAGUCAAUAAUGUGCCUUGGAGAGGAGAACAGUAUCGCAUCUCACUUCACACCUGAUUCAGCUGUUGGGGUGAUGGAUCAGAGGCACAGUCACAGCUCCGUCAGAUAUUCGGCUCUCAUGCACUUUGAAGCACAGAGACUGCAGACUCCAGUUUUGAUAAAUGUCCCAGUAUAACCCAUUUUAGUGGUUUAAAGACACAUAUCUGCAGUGUUCAUCUUCCAUCCAUACUUGUGACUUCCGCUAAACGAGACCUGGGAGCUCGUCACUGUGUCCGUUAGGGGUAGGUGUUGAUGAAAUGUGCAUUGAAGUGUUUAUUAUCACCUCUGUGUUUUGUAACGUGGACUUACAUGUACACAAACAUAUCGGUCAUAUUUAAAAGGUUGUUUCUUAAUGCAUCCGUGUGUCAAACCCUGACACGAAUGAUCCUGACAAUAAACAGUUUACAAGGUU